Hermetia illucens (black soldier fly) is the source of this 7494-nucleotide messenger RNA. RefSeq names its product AP2-associated protein kinase 1. The record is from RefSeq and is a predicted model, not a curated record. The coding region runs from base 1 to 2298 and encodes 765 amino acids. The transcript has 8 exons. Gene Ontology annotation, molecular function: ATP binding; protein kinase activity. NCBI's taxonomy places the organism in Eukaryota, Metazoa, Arthropoda, Insecta, Diptera, Stratiomyidae. Gene Ontology annotation, biological process: protein phosphorylation.
AUGAAGAAGAUUUUCUCGAAGUUCGAGAAAAAUGAGAAACUGGAAGGCGCGAGCGUGACAAAAGAAUCCAGCAAUUAUGUGGGAAAAUCAUUUACCGUUGGCCGGGUCACGGUCACGGUGGAGGAUGUCUUGGCCGAAGGAGGCUUUGCCAUGGUUUUUCUAACUAAAGCGAAUUCUGGGAAUGCACGAUAUGCUUUGAAGAGGAUGUAUGUGAAUAAUGAACACGAUCUCAAUGUGGCCAAACGUGAAAUUCAAAUAGCUAGUAAUUUGAGUGGACAUAAAAACAUUAUUGGUUACAUUGACUCUAGUAUUACCCCGACUGGCAACGGAGUUUAUGAGAUCCUGUUGCUUAUGCCCUACUGUAAGAAUCAUGUAUUGGCCAUGAUGAAUGCAAGACUGUCUGUUGGUUUUACGGAACAAGAAGUUCUAAUGAUAUUCUGUGAUAUAGCUGAAGCUGUUUCCCGAUUGCACUAUUGUCAAACGCCUAUUAUUCAUCGUGAUCUGAAAGUUGAAAACAUUCUACAAAACGAUGCUGGAAACUUUGUACUCUGUGAUUUUGGUUCGGCCACCGCAAAAGUUUAUAAUCCUACUGUGCAUGGUGUGAAUGUAGUUGAGGAGGAGAUAAAACGUUAUACAACGUUAUCAUAUCGAGCUCCAGAAAUGGUUGAUUUGUAUUGCGGUAAAAGUAUCACUACAAAGGCCGAUAUUUGGGCGUUAGGCUGUUUAUUGUAUAAGUUAUGCUUCUUUACUUUACCAUUUGGAGAGAGUACAUUGGCUAUACAGAGCGGUAACUUUUCCAUUCCUGAUAAUUCAAAGUAUUCAAAAGGCAUGCAUCAAUUGAUAAAAUUCAUGUUGGAACCGGAUUUGGAGAAGAGGCCUAAUAUCUAUCAAGUUUGUUCGAUAGCUUUUAAAUUGACUGGGAGGGAUAAUCCAGUGCAGAAUUUACAUAAAUCACCCUUACCCUUGUUGGAUCAAUUACUUGUACCACCAUUUGAAUCCGAAAUAAAACGAGCUUUAAGUGCAGCCAAGAACGCCGAAAAGAUCAAAACUCAAAACACUCCCCUAGUCGAAUCCGGCACGAGUGUAGCACCACGCCAAAGACCGAAAGGUAGUUCAGCACAUGCACAAAAAACAACGUUACCAAUUGGCUUACCGCCAAGCCCAUCACCGCGUAACACAAUAUCAUCUCCUCAGCCGGUUGCCGAAUCGUUUCAAGCAAAUUUCCCUGCUUUACCGCAACAACCGCAGCCGCAACCGCCAUGUCAAGCGCAACCACCUGCACAAGUUGCACAACAGCAAACAGCACCCACAAUUCCAACUCCUGUUAAUAACAUCGUACCGAGUUCGCAUCAACAAGGUCAACAAAUUCAACAACCGCAGCAGCCACAACCACAUCCACAACAACAGCAUGUAGUCGGUUCAGCAAAUGCGGGAAAUUUGGCGAAUUCAAAUCUGUCACAAGCAAAUUUGGAUAGUUUAUUCGAAUCGAAUUUCCCAGAUCCGUUCAGGGAAUCGUCGAGUGGUAGUUCACCAAAUCCGAGCGUAUCAUCGCAAGGGGCGGGCGAUGGCCAAUCUGUUCCACAGGACGUCGUGAUGCCAUUAUCAUCAGGCAUGAUUGUUGGCACACCGACGAAAUUAGCUGCUCCGAAAGUAGGACAUAGGAGAAAUGUUAGUGAUACGUCAGCAUUUAAUAAAUCAUUUGCAAAUGAGACGUCACAAUUUCUCGCUCCUUAUGAUCAAUCUGUGAACAAAACAAAUAUCGGGGCAGAGUCACCUAACAGCCUAACACAAAAUCAGUAUACCAGUGGUUCCGGUCUAUUUCCAAUCGAACAGAAUGCGCAAAAUGCUCGCCUUAACGUACAAUCAAUGUCAGCUUCAGUAUCAAAUAGUGAAUUGUCUAGUAAUACAGCAACGGCCUCUGGUUCACUCGAGGGACGCAUCGACAUGGCCUCCUGGAAUCCAUUCGAAGAACAACCAUUUAGUCAAAUGUCUGAGGAUCAUAUUUUCGAUGCAGAAUUCGAUAAGAUCCGACAGAGAGGAAGUCAAGGAAGUAUUACCGCAAAAUCAACCUCUACCACUUCAACUAUCACGCCUACUGACACUACUAGCCAACUGUCUACUACCACUUCCACUCCACAACAAUCGCAAUCACAGUCGCAGCAAUCACAACAACAAUUUCAUCCCCAAAUUCCUGAAGAUCCCUUUGGUUCAGCGCCAUUCAGUUUGCCACCUGGAUUGCGUGAGAAAGCAGCUGCAUUGAAAAAAACUGGAGUUUAUUUGGGCCGACGAUAUAACUGAAUUCAAAGUGUUCCUUACCAAAACUACAUACGUAGGAGAAACUAGUUGUGAACACACACGUAGAAAACCUAAUGAAAAAACCAGACAAAUUUAAUUAAAAUGAUCAAAACUUUCUGCAAUUGGGAAGAAAAAAUUGAAAGAAAACAACAGAGAAAGAUCAUUGUUUAAUUUUCUUCCACUUUUUUGAUUAUUUUUUGGCUUUAGAUAUACAUAUUUUUCCAUCGUUAUGUAUUUUUUCGUUUUUAUGUUUUAAAUAUUAAUACCUAAUGAAAAUUCUAAUCUAUUUUUUAAAUAUGUCUAGUCAUGCUAAUUUUACUUUUUUUGAAAAAAAGUAUUCAAACCUAAAGCUGUUGAAAAAUGCUGAUAUCGAUGUGAAAGUUUCUUUCCUGCAAUAUGUUGAACAUAACCACUUUUGUCUGUGUAAAUACUUCAAAGAAGAUAUGUAUAAAGUAGAUAAAUAUUAAAAAAAAAAGAAACUUAAACUGACAUUAGAUUUCACUUUGUUCCUUUUUUUAACCAGGAAGAUAUAUUUGUUCGAUUAAUAUUUAACGUAACGUUCAAAAACGGGCUCAUGUGGUGUUGACUAUGUAAUCUACGCCUUCACGCCAUUGAUGCUAACAACGAAACAUUACAAAAAUAUAGAUUAUGUAACAUUUUCCUAACAAAUUCCAAAAUUACCAUAAUUUAGUAUUAAAAUUAAAGACAUUUAGCUUAUUUUCUAUAGUUUUAUGUCAUUUUACAAUAUACAUCACAUGCCUUACUAAAUAUUGGUUCGAAUUUUAUGAACUCAAAUGGGUAAUUCAUAGCAUAAUAUAAAAACCUCUUACCUAUCCGUUACUAAAAAAAUAUGGCCAAAAUAAUACAUGCAACAUUUUCAAUAAUAAAUGAAAAUUCAUAUCACAUAUUUACAUCUAUAAUAGCCACACAAUUGCUUUACUUACAUUUUUUUAUUCACAACGGCAAAUGGAAAAGUAUUUAAAUUGAAUAAAAUCUGUCUGGUUUUCAGCAAUCGUGUAAAAUGCUUACAGGACAUCCAAUUUAUAUAAUAAUAUGUUUCGAGCGGUAAAAUCAUUACUCAGUAGUUAGGAAACUUCAACAAAUCGAGUUUAAAAUUUGCCUGGGCAAAAGAGGCUUGCAGUACAGGAACUGAUUUUAAACCUACCCUCUGUCGUUGUGUUGUUUCCAGGCUUUCCUAGACGCUGAAAAGAGUUGCGCGAAAAAUCACCUUAGUUGGUGAUGUGAUAUCAUCAUCAAACAUCACCUUUCAUUACCCUAACCGUAUGAACCUUUCAUGCAAGAGAAGGAAAAAGCAAGAGAUUCUCAUAAACUAAAGUAAAAUUUCUUCAUAGGCAAAGAACAGGGGAUCAUGAUCAAAGCAAAGAAUUUAUAUGAUUAAAAGUUAUUACACACAAAAAAGCCAAACUAUUUUUCCAGGCCAAUGCCAUCCAAGACAGCAGGUGACCACAACACUAACAGCUGCAUUGACACUCGGCAGCUGCCACCGCCACUUGUACUAGAAAGAACGAUAUGAUGUAUCAAUAGAUACACCACAGUAUCGUUUGGUGAUGCUUAGUGAUAUCUUGUGAUGUGAUAUCACAGCGGCAUCAACAUUAUAAAAUAUUACUUAUCACAAAAGUAAUAUCAUUAUUAUUCGUCCGCUAGUGGUGAUUCGAGAUGUCGUAAUGUGAUGAUGUUUGGAUUGCGCUCGGCAAUGGUAAAGUGAUAUUACACUCUGAAAUAAUAUCACUUUUUUGAUAUUUCAUACAUCACCUGCCCAUUUCUAAUGCCAAAGCGAUAACUCAUCUUUAUAAUGGUUUCUUCGAUGGAUUAAAUUUAAGAUACAAAUUCAUAGUAUUGUUCCAAAUAAAUUACAUAUGAAUCGUUAAAUUGCUCUGUCCAAUCUGUACUACGCCACUUCAUACUUCACUUUGGCUAUAUACAUAGUUGAUGUUCGCAUCGAAUCGUACCUCCCACAUUUUUUCUCGUUGAGUUGAUUAUGCGCAUGCUCAUCGUGUCAUUGAGUUUGUGUUCUGUGAUAUAGUGUACUGAGAUUUGUCGCGUUUGAAACGGUUCGAAUUUGUCGCCUCUUUUGCGGCGGUUCGCCUGCUUUGUGAUAAGUCGCAUCACUCACUUGAACGAAACAGCGUCUGAAAUAUCAUAAAUUGGGGAAAUUCACGGAAACUUAGAAAUAUAAUCAUAAGGUAAAAUUGCAAAAUAAAAAAAAAUAGCGAAAAAUAGCAAAAUAAAAAAAAUACCCCGGAAGCUGCGGGUGGGAACAUCCACGAUGGAUUACAUCUUCAUCCGAUCCUUUUGCUUUUAGGCAAUGCUAGAUGCUUUUUGCGAUUGAAGUCUCGGGAUCCGCUUAGUUGUGACAAAUUCCGGUCCAUGACACUUUUUAAUGGACUUUUAGUAUACCUGGCUUAUUUUCACUUACACUUGCCUUAUCUGCACUUCACUUUCUUUUGUGGGCCUAAAGAUGGUCCAAGAAACGACAAAGAACCUCCAGAGGUGAGGUAUUUUCCUUCUCCUUUCUUGUCAAGGGUAACGGGGCAACCUUACGAUUCACUAUUACUGGAGUGAUUCAACCAUUAUCAAAUCCGCGUCUUCACCAAGACGCUCGAUUGAGAGUUCAUAUAUAUCUAAAUAUUGUUCCACUGACGUUGAUAAGCUCGCUGAGCUAUUUGGGUUUAUCCUCGUCCUUCUUUCUGUGGAAUGUCGAAUCCGAAUCUAGCUCCACGUUCCGAUCAUUUCUCAGGCAUCUCUGAAAAUUUUAAUUUGAGCUUGAAAUAUAUAAAUUUGUGCAAUCAUUAAUUCGAACGAAUCCACGGAGUGUUUUUAAUUGUUGGGUUUUUUUAAUCCAAAGGGUGAUUUUUCGUAUUGCAUUUUUUCACCUUUAAAAAGUUCUAUCAAAGUGCACGAAUUCAUUUGAACACUUUUUCCACUGUUUUCUUUAAUUCUCAGUCAGGCAGUUGAUGGUACUUUUCCUUUCUACAUUGAUGGACAGACUAUUGAAGGCGUUGAUCAAUUCAAAUUUAGGUAGCAUUGUUUUUGCCGAUGGUCGCACACAACUCGAUGUAAUUCGAUACAUGCGCUUUCACUCUUAUGUCCAAUGUCUGAAAAUGUAAGCAUCCCAACACCAAUAUCAAGUCGAGGCUGUUCCACACCAAUCUUCUCUCUGUGCUGCUAGAUGGGUAUAUGAGAGUAGUAUAAGGAAGUCGAAUGCCAGUUUGGGGAAAAAAAUUUCCCCGAUAAUUUAAAAGAAACUUUUUUACUUCUUGACAUAUUCUCUAUUUACAAAACGUUAGCACUACUUAUCACCGAUUUAUUAUUUCAGAAAUCAAAGAAAAUUAAUUGUAUAAAUCAACUUUUGAAAAGAAAUUUUAUUUUUCUUUCCGACUGUGGGUGGUCAAUGGACAUUUGCCACCCCAGUCCCAUGUCAGGCCAUCAGCUAUUUCUACGACCAUUGAAUGCAGCAGUAGAGGCGAAUUCACAAUGGCACUCAAUGGCACUAAUUUGUUAAGCCUUCGCCGCCUUUAUUAAUGCUCUACAGCCUUUUCCAAAUCUUGAUUUCCAGGAUGCUAUGACUCCAAAAUCUCCAUCGUUACCACUCUGUUGUUUAAUUCCUGAAUUGUCUAGUGUGUCUAGUUUUCCCUCGAUUAUUUUUUUGGGUGCACCUUAGAAUUCAUGACUACUCGCCAUCGACCUUCAUUGCACUUCGUAAUGAUUCUUCUAAGAACCUUCCUCCCACUAUCCCUCAACCCUUUCUUGAAUGUGACUAAAAUAUACUAAACUAGAUUUCUACGAUGAAACGUUUAUGUAAUCGAUGUCAGGAAUGUUUGCUCUCUUAGUUUAAUGUUUAGCUGUUUUUUGUUGUAUCCGGCGGUCUAAGAGUCCAGGCUAUCAGCUCUCAGCCAUAAUUUUAAAAUCCCCCUGGAUUCAUCCGUUUCUUCAUAGAGUAUGCGAUGGUCGACCUCAUGGAGCUCAUCAACUUGUGCGCAGGUGCGGACGAGUGUCGGGUGGAAGGUUUUGAUGAGUCGGAGAUUGUCCCUCAGCAGACGCACCAACCCCGACUCUGCGAGACCCGAUCUCUUAUCGAAGACUGGAUCACUUGUGAGUCUUGAGUUCUCCCCGUAUACCAGCUCCGCGGGGCUGGCAGCCAAUUCCUCUCGGCGGGUUGUACGUAGGCCGAGUAGGACGAGAGGUAAAACUUAAGUCCAGGACGGAUCGUCGUGUGCCAUAAUGGCGGCUUUCAGCGUCCGGUGCCAUACCUUUGUUUAAAUUCAUUUGACUGGAGAAAGAGUAUAAUUUGAAUAAUUGCGUGUUCAGAUCACGUUGGGGUCACCAAUGAACUGCUACGUAUAAUCCAAUAUCUGGGGCGAUGUUCUCAAGGCAUAGCACACACCAUAUGAAAUUUAGUGUACUAAAUGAAAUGAAAUGCAAAAUCAUCCGAGUUUUCCAAAUACUAAUUUAAAUGAAAUAUUUUAUUGAAAUAUUGAAAUAUAAUACAAUAUUUUAGAGAAAAGUAAAUCACUACUAAUUGUUUUAAUUCACUGUUAUCAAUGCACGCGCCUGUCCGCAGUCAAGGCUGGAGGCAGAAGAGACCGAUUAUUCUCCAUGCGGUCCCUCUGCCUCCAACCAACCGCACUUUUUCACCGCUGGCUCUCCACUCCUGUGGCGAGUUCUAAAACGCGUUGAGAGCGCCGUUUCGAAUGCUGCCAAUUCUGCUGCGCCACAAACUCUGCCUCUGCCUUGCUAUGCUCUCCGAAAAUCGGAAAGGGAGAAAACAAUACAUAACACAGUUGACGCGCUACCUUAUCCACUAAGAAGACAAUCCUUCUGUUUUGAUUUUCUAAUCUUUUCUCAUUCCCUUAAAAUUUACUAAAUGAAAUUCAUCAUUUAAAUCUUUGCUAUGAAAAAUAGUGAAUUAACAAGGUUUUCAUUGCAAAGAACGUGGUUUUCCAUUUGGCCAGAUGUUGUAAAAGAGACCUGUCUCAUCAGUGAGCUUGAAAACUUUUAUCAACUGUGGAAAUGAACUUUUGAUCUAUUCAUGUCCUGAAAUUUCAUCAACUAAGGGUUUCUUCAAUAUAUUUUUUUGAAGGAAGGAAUUUUUGCGUUUUGUGUAAACACAAAACCUUAUUAAAAUCGGUUUACUGUCUUUCUGCCCGUCCGUCUGUCUGUCUGUCUGUCCGUCACACG